Messenger RNA from Lagenorhynchus albirostris (white-beaked dolphin), 1005 nucleotides. RefSeq names its product IQ motif containing F2 (gene IQCF2). The record is from RefSeq and is a predicted model, not a curated record. Gene Ontology annotation, molecular function: calmodulin binding. The transcript is spliced from 5 exons. Lineage: Eukaryota; Metazoa; Chordata; Mammalia; Artiodactyla; Delphinidae.
AUGGCGGCGCCAGGCGGAGGCACCCUGUCUGCACUUAAGCAGACGGAGAGCCCCGGAGCCUCCCAAUCCCGCAACCCUGCAAGCACCCGGAGGGACUCGGCAUGGAGAAUUGCCUGGAGCCCUGCAGAUUUGUGUUCUGGCGCUAUUGUCAAGCAAGCAACCUCUUUGCAUCACAUUAAAAGUCCUCAAGAGUGGACCCUGUUGCUUCCUUUAACGUCUGCAGUCUGGACAGACGGCAAUUCAAUUUUAAUUGUGAUUGAGGAUUCCGAAGACGAAAUUAGGUUGAAGCAGAAGAAGAAGCAGAAGCAGAAGUAGCAGCAGAAAAAAGAGAAAAAUAUAAAAGAAAGAAUAAAAGCAGCCGAGAAGAUCCAGGCCUGGUUGCGUGGAACCCUGGUGCACCAGACAUUGUUACACGCAGCCCUCAAGGCCUGGAUCAUUCAGUGCUGGUGGAGACUGACAAUGGACAGGCUGUGGCAGAAGAAGCGGAGGGCAGCCCUGAUUUCCUACGCACACACAGAGAGGGCAGUGGUCAAGCUCCAGGCUUUGGUCUGUAUGUGGCACAUCCACUGGUGUUACUGCCAGGUGCUCAAUGCCAUCUACAUGAUCCAGUACCACUGGCAAGGCCACAACUACCAGACCUGUGCUCUUCUCCGGGGCCAUUGUGUAGUCACAGCCACUCACCUGCAGUUCCACAUUGAAAUCAUCAACCCCUAAGGGAUGGCAAGAAGCGUCACUGUCUCCUGUCCUCAGUUAAGGUCUAACCUGAUCUGGUAUGUCUCAUGGUCUCCCCACCAGCUAACGGAAAUUUUAGGACUUAAGCCAUGCUGCCUCCUCUUCUCCCUGGGAAAGAACUUUAGUGAGGUUUUUCCCUUGUGCCCAUGAACCCUGUUCUGGACUGACAAUUCCAUAUGCUACUUACUUAGUUGUCAAAACAGAAACCAAGGUCCUAGUCUAAUAUAACAGAGCCAGAAGUCCCAGCUCCCAUCCCCAGCCCCAUUCCUUUCU